Perkinsus marinus ATCC 50983 is the source of this 674-nucleotide messenger RNA. Its product is annotated as major latex allergen Hev b, putative. Lineage: Eukaryota; Perkinsozoa; Perkinsida; Perkinsidae. The annotation marks the transcript as partial. The record is from RefSeq and is a predicted model, not a curated record. Gene Ontology annotation, molecular function: RNA binding. The transcript is spliced from 4 exons.
AUGGACCAACAGCAACCAACCGUCCCGACUACUACAGAGGCACCUGUUGCCGACUCACCUACUGUUCCGGAGACCACCCCAGCAGAGGCUGGGCCCACCGAUGAAGCUACUCCGGCUGAGGUGUCGACGGAGGCGUCCCCCGCUGAGCCCAGCACAGAGGCAUCACUCUCGGAAGCUGGCGUACCGGCUGUUACCCCUGCCGAAGCACAGGAAGUCGUAACGACCGUCGAAGCUCCGACGCCUGAGAAGCCUAUCGAGCCUGCUGUACAGGAACAACCCCAGGCUGUUCCCGUCCCUUUGCCUUCCGCUCCUACUCCUCAACAGGAGCCCCCAGUUGCUCCUAUGGGCGUCGCAGCCGCUACUGCUGCUACUGCAUCGGCUGCAGCUAUACAACCAGAGCAGAUCGCCUCAGCACCUGGUCAAACGCCUCCGAUGGGGCACAACCCGGGGGUUUCUGCUCCUGCUCCUCGUUAUGAUGGGCCGCCCGGUAGGAGGGGAGAUGACACUAAGAAGGUUUUUGUCGGCGGUCUCCCACGUGAAGCCGAUAAGCCUGCUUUGGAUGCGUACUUCAGCCAGUUCGGUCCAGUAGAAGAUUCAGUGGUGAUGAUGGACCGGUUCACGGGACGAAGUCGAGGCUUCGGCUUUGUCACGUUCGAGACUAAGAACAGAUGCUU